AUGAAUACAACGGUAUUGAAAGUCGAAGCAGAAGCGGAAGCAUGUUCGGUGUGCGGUGGAGGCGGAGAUUUAUUCACGCCCGAAGAACACGAUGCCGGCGCUCCGCCAAUGCAAGUGUCUUUACGGACUAUGCUAUUGCAAAUUAAUAAUUAUAAGGUUGUUCCCGAAGGGAGGUUUUGCAUUAGUUGCAUACGUCGCGCCAUUGAAGCGUAUGAGUUUAGUUCUGCCUUAGGAUCCAGAACAGCUCCUCCAUUAAGUGAGAAAAUCCGUACUUUGAGGAGAAGACUACAUGAUUUGACGCAGAAGGUAGAUGUUUUCAUUGUGGUCGGUGGACCAGGCGUGAACUCGGGGGGUGCAUAUAGUGAGGACGAUAUUAUAAUGGUAGAACGAGACGCCUUGGCUGCAGCUGCUGCUGCUGAUGAUGAGGAUCUUGAAAAAGCUAGAAAUGCCUGUGGGGACUCAGUAUAUCAAUGCUCAAUAUGUCCCAUGUCUUUCCAGCAUGCAGCAGAGUAUCGAUCACAUGUAGCAAGUCACCCAGGCGGUGGUCGUCACUCGUGCUGGACUUGUGGUGCACAGUUUGCACGACGAGAUGCUCUCCGAGACCAUUCAGCUGAACACUCAACUCCCGGACUCACUUGCCAACUCUGUCGGAGCAGAUUCCAAAGUGCCUCCGAGCUGCGUCGUCACGAGUCAGAUGAGUCUUGUCCGUCUCGUUGUCCGAUCCCAGGGUGUGGUGUGAGGUGUAUGUCGCGCAGCUCGUUGUCAUCACACGCCUCGGCUUCCCACGCUAGGGAGCCGCCACUGCUCUGCCCGCAAUGUUUCGUGCAAUGCUCAACUCGGGCUCAGAUGGCAUCCCACACGCUGUCUCACCGCUGUGCCGAGCGAUUCGUCUGCGGCUAUGAUGCUUGUAUAUUGCGCUUCGCUAAUAGAGGAGACUUGUUGUCUCACAUCCGCAAGCAGCAUGCAGGUUCCAUUCCUGACCCAACCUCUGAGCAACCACCAUCCACCACUUGUCACUGUGGACGCAUUUUCGGGUCAGUGGCGGCUCUAAAGCGUCACGCUCGUGUUCAUCGCCGGGACACGCAGCAGGAGGAGCCAGAAUGGACCAUCACUAUGGAGACUGGGGAGGGAGUAGAGGAGGGGGAGCUCGAUGGAGACGUGGAGUACCUCGAGCUGGAGACCCUCGACGAAUACGAAGAAAACUAG
Molecule: messenger RNA, 1206 nt
Organism: Danaus chrysippus (African queen)
Lineage: Eukaryota; Metazoa; Arthropoda; Insecta; Lepidoptera; Nymphalidae
Source: the annotation of a GenBank genome assembly